AUGAAAGAUGUAGUAAGUCUUACAGUAGUUACUAUUUCUUCUUUAGCAAAUGUUAGAAUGCAGAUGAAGAAUCAGUCCAAUUGGAAGGGACGGCUCUACCCGGCCUAUAGUUUGAGCGGCAGCGAGGGUGAGGAAAAUUCGCCAAGUCUGCGAAGUCGCACUUCCGGCUACCCUCCGAACAAUCACCAGACCACGCAGUCACAUCUAAAUCACUACAACGCCAGUCAGCAUAAACAACGUGCAUAUCAACAACAACAACAGCAUCCCUUGUAUCAUAUGCCCAGCACUGGUGCUGGACUCAGUGACACACCGACUUCCGGAAACGCAUCCGACGAAACACUCACCGACAGCGACCUAAUCACUGUUGCCCGUGACUCUGCUCUGCUCGUUCAUAACGGUAAGUAG
Messenger RNA from Megachile rotundata (alfalfa leafcutting bee), 405 nucleotides. RefSeq names its product teneurin transmembrane protein Ten-m (gene Ten-m). The record is from RefSeq and is a predicted model, not a curated record. Lineage: Eukaryota; Metazoa; Arthropoda; Insecta; Hymenoptera; Megachilidae. Gene Ontology annotation, biological process: motor neuron axon guidance.